AUGUCCGGUAAAUCGAAGCUAUCGUUCCAGCAAAGAAAGGAACACUGGACGAAAUCCUCAGCAUCCUGGCUUCUAUCAGCACCAGGGUUAUCUCGAAACAUCAGCCUAGAUGCGCCACCUGGGCAAAGAGGCAGAAUAUUGCGGCACUUGUUUUCCAGAACCCCGCCACAAGCAGUAGUUGGUUCAACUGUUUUGGAGGAUCCCGGAGACAUAAUUACUCGCUUCUGUUCAGUAAUGCUUCACAGAAGAAAAGGACGGGUGGCUAGGGGACGAUGGAAUAGGUGUGCCACGAUAUUCCCCGCCGCUCAUUCAUCCCACCACCCCCGGAACGCCGAAAACCUUCAAGUUCACGCCCGCCUGAAGCUUCCGAUCGGAGACCGGGGCCCCAUAUUCACAAACCUCGCCGACUUUCGGCAAGAGCUCAAUCUUAUGCGCUGCCCAGACUGCCUUACAAGCUACAACUUGUUCUGA
Messenger RNA from Colletotrichum paranaense, 471 nucleotides. RefSeq lists its product as uncharacterized. The record is from RefSeq and is a predicted model, not a curated record. The transcript has 2 exons. Lineage: Eukaryota; Fungi; Ascomycota; Sordariomycetes; Glomerellales; Glomerellaceae. The coding region runs from base 1 to 471 and encodes 156 amino acids.